AUGGAGUUAGGAGCUAAGAAUGGUGGUCUUGAUAUCAAGGAAACAUCAAGCAAGAUCAUAAUUGAAUGUCCUGCGAAGAAAGUUAUGGGUGAUAUGGAACCUCAUGCAGCAAAACAAGUAACACAAUGUUGGAGAUGUUUUCCUAGAGGGUGGUUUCGUUUCUCAUGGAGCAUACCUGGGAAUGGUGUCUAUAGAAUGUUGAAGCGAUGUUGUUUUAUAACAGGCAAGAAACCAGAUGAUGAAUUUACUAAAAGAGACUGUGUUGAAGAAGAGAGCAUCAGGAGCGGAGCUUGGGGAGUUUUCAAAACCAUAUUUAGGGAAACAGAAGGAGGAUCAAAAACGAUGAGCAUAGAAAAUGUGAUUGAGUACAUAUUUACUUUCUUUGUGAUAGCUAACGAGACAACGCCAAGAGUCUUUGCAGCUACUAUAAAGCUCAUAAACAACAACCCUAAAGUCAAGCUGGAGUUGCAGAGAGAGUUUAAGUGA
Eruca vesicaria subsp. sativa (arugula) is the source of this 486-nucleotide messenger RNA. The record is from the annotation of a GenBank genome assembly. NCBI's taxonomy places the organism in Eukaryota, Viridiplantae, Streptophyta, Magnoliopsida, Brassicales, Brassicaceae.